CAAUCCAAUUAAUUUGAUAUUUACGAAGUAUCUUCUCCUAAUAAUAUUCGACUCCAUUACAAUUUCCACAUACUUUCUUCUUCAUCAAGUCUCUUUCCUCCAUAGACUUAUCCCCAAAUAUAUAAACUCACCCAUCUUAACUAUCGAAAUACCCAUUUCGAUUCUUCACUCCUUCGCUAGCUUUGUUGCUUCGAGUAUGGGCAAUCUAUUGGGCUGUGUACAAGUUGAUCAAUCCACCGUCGCAAUUACAGAGCAGUUUGGCAAGUAUCAAGAUGUGCUUCAGCCAGGUUGCCACUGCCUGCCUUGGUGCUUCGGAUUCCAGUUAGCUGGCCAUCUCUCCCUCAGGGUGCAACAAUUGGAUGUUCGCUGCGAGACAAAGACAAAGGAUAAUGUGUUUGUCAAUGUUGUGGCAUCAAUUCAGUACCGUGCCCUGGCAGACAAAGCAAAUGAUGCUUUCUACAAACUAAGCAACACUAAGGGUCAAAUUCAGGCCUAUGUUUUUGAUGUCAUUAGAGCAAGUGUUCCAAAACUCAAUCUUGAUGAUGUUUUCGAGCAGAAAAAUGAAAUUGCCAAGGCUGUCGAGGAUGAACUUGAGAAGGCUAUGUCGGCUUAUGGAUAUGAAAUUGUUCAAACACUUAUAGUUGAUAUAGAACCAGAUGAGAAUGUGAAGAGAGCUAUGAAUGAAAUCAAUGCUGCUGCUCGGCUGAGGGUGGCUGCUAAUGAGAAAGCAGAGGCGGAGAAGAUUUUGCAAAUUAAGAGGGCUGAAGGAGAGGCAGAAUCAAAGUAUCUUUCAGGGUUAGGUAUUGCACGACAGCGUCAAGCGAUUGUGGAUGGUUUGAGAGACAGCGUGCUCGGAUUCUCAGUGAAUGUGCCUGGAACCUCAGCAAAAGAUGUAAUGGACAUGGUCCUUUUAACCCAGUACUUUGACACCAUGAAAGAAAUUGGCGCUUCCAGUAAAUCAUCUGCUGUCUUCCUUCCUCAUGGGCCUGGUGCUGUAAGAGAUGUGGCAAGCCAGAUCCGCGAUGGACUCCUUCAAGCUUCUGUGAACCAUUAAAUGUUUCUACUAUAUCAGAAAUGUUAAUUGUGUUUCACUUGAAGCAGCCUUUUUCAUUUUGUGUUUACUUUCUGUUAGUGUGGAUAUGUUUGGCGAGUUUGACUUUGUAUUUGUGAAUGCCUCUAGUAUCUUAUAUUGUAAAGAAUUUAAUAUCCCAGACCUUUGAAGAAUUAUAUACUAUUAAUAGAUGGAUGUGAUAUUUCUCCUCGUUAA
Molecule: messenger RNA, 1267 nt
Organism: Solanum lycopersicum (tomato)
Lineage: Eukaryota; Viridiplantae; Streptophyta; Magnoliopsida; Solanales; Solanaceae
Product: hypersensitive-induced reaction 1 protein
Source: RefSeq, a predicted model, not a curated record